AUGUGCAGCGUCAUGCAAUACAUCUGCCGCGACAGCAACCGCCACAACCUGACCUGCCUCAAACACUGCAAACCAGCCUCGCACCGCGGACUCACGGCCACAAAAUUUCUGCGCAUCGAGGUCAUCCACACACUUGUCUGGACGCCCUGGGAAGGCUGCAAGGUGCUCACCUUCAACCCAUGGGUGAGCCGCCACUUGAAGUGCGGCGAGUUCAACUUCGCAGAUGACAAGCCCACGAUAGAGGAGAGGGCGGUCGAGGACGCCUGA
This is a messenger RNA of Colletotrichum orchidophilum, 267 nucleotides long. RefSeq lists its product as uncharacterized. The transcript has a single exon. The record is from RefSeq and is a predicted model, not a curated record. NCBI's taxonomy places the organism in Eukaryota, Fungi, Ascomycota, Sordariomycetes, Glomerellales, Glomerellaceae. The coding region runs from base 1 to 267 and encodes 88 amino acids.